AUGGGAAAUCAAACCGAAGUGACUGAAUUUAUUAUCCUGGGACUUUCCAAUGAUCCACAGAUGCAGAUUUUCCUUUUCCUGAUGUUCUUAGUUGUCUACCUAAUCACCCUUUUGGCAAACAUGGUGAUCAUGCUGGUGAUAAGGGCUGAUCCUCACCUUCACACCCCAAUGUACUUCUUCCUGUCUCAUUUAUCCUUUGUUGAUAUCUGCUAUUCCUCAGCCAUUGUCCCUAAUAUGUUGGUGCAUUUCCUAGUAGAACACAAAACUAUUUCCGUCAAUAGCUGCAUUGCACAGACUUUCUUCAUUUUUCUGCCGGCUGUUGCUGAAGUUUUUAUUCUCUCAGCGAUGGCUUAUGAUCGCUAUGCUGCCAUCUGUGACCCACUGCGUUACAUGGACACAAUGAGCAAAGGGAUCUGUGUUCAGCUGGUGAGCGGUGCAUGGGUAAUAGGCUUCAUAGAUGCCCUGAUUAAUACUGUUUUUGCCCUCAAGUUGCGUUUCUGUGGGCCCAAUCAAAUCAGCCAUUUCAGCUGUGAGCUCCCUCUACUAUUACAACUGUCCUGCACUGAGACCCUCAUCAAUCAAGUGGUGCUUUUUACUUCUGUUGUCAUACUUGGAUCAAGCUCCUUUCUCUUCACCCUGAUCUCCUACAUUCACAUCAUCUCCACCAUCCUGAGGAUACACUCUGCGGAGUGCAGGCAUAAAGCAUUCUCCACCUGCAGCUCCCACCUUAUUGUGGUUGGUUUGUUGUACUUGACAGCUUUUUUCCAGUACACAAAACCCAGCUCGGUCUCCUCUGUGGUGCUGGAUGAAAUGUUCUCCAUCCAGUACAGCAUCAUGACCCCCAUGUUAAACCCCAUUAUCUACAGCCUGAAAAACAAGGAAGUGAAAACAGCUAUAGGGAAAAUGUUGAGGAAAUUCAAAUUUCUCAAGUAG
Trachemys scripta elegans is the source of this 933-nucleotide messenger RNA. RefSeq names its product olfactory receptor 5A1-like. The transcript has a single exon. Gene Ontology annotation, biological process: G protein-coupled receptor signaling pathway. NCBI's taxonomy places the organism in Eukaryota, Metazoa, Chordata, Testudines, Emydidae. Bases 1 to 933 code for a protein of 310 amino acids. Gene Ontology annotation, molecular function: olfactory receptor activity; G protein-coupled receptor activity. The record is from RefSeq and is a predicted model, not a curated record. Gene Ontology annotation, cellular component: membrane.